AAUUCGUUAAUGGCUUACUGCACACCUCUAUAAGAAAUCUCCAUUAAUUGUGGCCAAUCAGAAUUAAGGGGUUCCUAGAUUCUUCCACUUCGUACGGGAAUAAAACGUGAGGCUUUGCAAAGCUGGGCUGAGUAACUCGUGUCGUGCAACACCAAGCCAGCCACUUACAUGAUUCUUCAUAUCAUGUAAACCACCGACGUAUUAUCCAUACAACCCACCUUGGUAGAGCUGACUCUCUGUGCCAACCAAGGAUAUAAGAAGGAAUUGCUCUACGGUCUACCUACCUACCACUAACCGACUCACCUAACGUCAGCUAGGUUGGAUUUGGGGGCUGUGGUCUGUUUCAGACAUCGGCUUCUAAAUAAGUUCGUUACCCCUCAGGUUCAACAGCUAUGUCUUCCUUUCCUUGGGAACUCCUGGCUAGCUUAUCGCCAGGAUGAGCUAUCCGCCUAGCCCACGUGCGACUCUUCGCUUGUCGUUCUGCUAUAUCGUUUUUCAGCUAUUAGUAGCUUGUUACGCUAGUUCUAUGUGUAGUCUUGUGGACCAGAGAUCUGCUAUUGUCGGAGACCGUUUAUUCUUCUCGAGCGGCAAUUAUACCUUUGACGAUGGACAAGCCAUGCAUAAUACGUCGUUACUCUAUUGGCUCCCUCUUUACGAGACAAUUGACGUUUCUGGUCCUAUUGACAUGUCUAUAUUUGGUUCAGCUCCUUUACCAAGUAAUAGUCUCGCAAACAAUAGAGGUGGUUCUGCCGGGACAUUCUUCUAUGAUCGUACAUCCUUGUACCCAUAUGCUGGAAUGGUGGGCUCAGAUGCGGAUGGGAUAGACAAUUCUUUAUGGUCUUUCAAUACGACCGACGAUACAUGGAGCUUAGUCCAAGUCCAAGGCGGUAAGAUUUCGUUUGGUAAUAAUAGCGAGGGCGUUCACGCGAGCGACCCAAGCACGGGCACAUCUUUCUAUACUGGUGGUUGGACCAUGGCUUUCAACGGCACAAAUAACGGCACUGUCAAAUUUCAAUCCUUCAACUCGAAUUCCCCGCAGUGGACUUUCGAGACUGCCACUACCGGCAUUCAGGGGCCCGACAUCCUCAAAGGUGAGAUGGUGUAUCUGAGAAAGGGUGAGUCAGGCGUGCUUCUCGCUUUCGGGGGAUACCAGACAGCCUACCGGGGUACCGAGUUCGCAGCGUGGGACUGGGAUCGCCGGCCUUUCAACGAAAUAUUCGUGUACGAUAUCUUCUCAAACAUCUGGUACCUGCAGGAGGCCACCGGCGAUAUCCCUAGUCUUCGUACGGAGUUUUGUGCGGGUGUUUCGGCUGCGCCGGAUGAUUCCAGCUUCCAGGUCACAGUACACGGGGGUUGGGAUCAGCUUGAGGGGCGCGCUCUCAACGACGUAUAUGUGCUGAGCAUACCUUCGUUCCGUUGGAUCAAAAUCAACGAUACUCAUAAUCCGGACUUGCUCGGUCCCGACUCCCCUGGCCGCAACCGACUUAAAUGCGACGUUUGGAAUGAGACGCAGCUCAUAGUAUCAGGAGGGCUGAUUACACUUAGUACCGGCACCGGUAAUUGGGAAACACUUAACGAAGAAUGUAAUAAGACCUAUCCACCGUUCAAAGUCCUAGAUACUUCAACAUAUACUUGGCGGACGAGCUUCGAUCCUAGAUUAGAGUAUUCGGUGCCAGACUCGGUAACGGCAAUCAUAGGCGGAAACUCUUCUGGUAAUGCGACCCUUAAGACGCCUUCUACUGGCUGGAGUUCUGAAGACCUAGGAACUAUCUUUAGCAAAACAGUACCUAGAGACAAAUAUAAUCCCAACCAGACAUUUGAUGAUCCAGCUUCUAGCUCGACUGCGACCGCGGCCGCUGACCCCGGGGACAUAAAUAAUAGCCUAAGCCAGGGUGCCAUUGCGGGAAUCGCCAUUGCUGUGGUCAUGGGCGUAAUUUUUAUCCUUGCCGGCACGAUGGUAUGGUUGGAUAGGAAACAUACGCCGAUUCCAAAGAAAAUGGUGGAAACUGUGAAGAUACUAGCCGGGUCGGAUGGUCAUUGGCAAAAACCGGAGCUCGAAGGUUGUCGCAAUAUGCGAUACGAGAUAGGGGUCUCGGAACCUCGGCCGCAUGAGGUACAUGGCGAAGGAGUGACGAAAUACGAACUGCCGGGAAGCGUACCAUCUCGUGUGGAAUUGCAGUGAUCUAGAUUUUUCAAAAUUUGCCAACGGUAACGAGAUUAGGUAGAGCUAAUGAUGAACCAUGAUCUUUUUAAUGAAUAGAACGAUUGAAACGGGAAACACCCAGAUAGAAGUUACCUUAGAGAGCCAGUGGAGGGAAAUCUGCCUUGGAGAAUGACUGAGAUAAUCCCAGCUUACCCGAAGAACUGGAUAAGGAGCAUUAUACUUCUCAUCAAAUAUCAUCUAUGGCUAUGCCCUUUAAAGCAACAUUUACCUUGACGACUAGGAUUAACUUUGACUUAAUGAUGCUCGGCUAGAUGUAAUUAUUAGUUGAUACACUAAGAUAUAAGGGAGAUGAUAAUGCUUACCUGUUAGAGAUCUAGUCUGUGGAAGGGCUAGUAGCUAGGAGUCCAGUAAAAAUCAGAAUUCGACUCAUG
Messenger RNA from Annulohypoxylon truncatum, 2595 nucleotides. RefSeq lists its product as uncharacterized. Gene Ontology annotation, molecular function: protein binding. NCBI's taxonomy places the organism in Eukaryota, Fungi, Ascomycota, Sordariomycetes, Xylariales, Hypoxylaceae. The transcript has 4 exons. The record is from RefSeq and is a predicted model, not a curated record. The coding region runs from base 437 to 2182 and encodes 581 amino acids.